AUGGGGUCUGACGACGUAACCCACAAAGUCAUUAUCGUCGGCGCUGGCCCGGUCGGCUUGCUUACGGCCCUGAGGCUGGCGCAAACAGGUAUUACUGUGGAUAUCGUCGAGAAAGAGACUGCGUUGAAUGAAGCACCCCGUGCGUGCUCCUACUACGCAGCAGCCCUACACGCGUUGCAACGGGCUGGGGUUCUGGACGAUGUGAAGAAGGCUGGGUUUACAACAGCCGGAUUGUGCUGGAGAAAGCCGCUCAUGGAUUGUGAUGAAGGCAAAAAAAUUUUGGGGGACGUCCUGGCUAGGCUGCCUGUUAUCGGCAGCAAUGACUGGGAUACUGGAGUGGUCAAUCUUCAACAAGCGAAGCUCACAAAGCUUCUUUACCAGAAGGCGCAAGAGACCAAUUUGGUCACUGUUCACUUUGGGAGCGAACUCAUAGCUAUUGAGCAAGACUCAGCCUCUGUUACUGCCCUUGUAACCAACCGUCAGGGCGACCACAAAACAUUCAAUGGGUCAUUUCUUGUUGGAGCGGAUGGAGCGAGAUCAGCCACCCGAAAGCUUCUCGGGAUCCAAUUCAAAGGACACACUUGGCCAGAGCGACUGAUCGCCAUCGACGUCUUGGUCAAAGACAUGGAGUUUGAUGAGGAGCUACCUAGUUCUCUUGUGGUCGACCCAGUCCAUUUUGCUCUCAUUUCGCCACUCGAAGAACCACAGAAGGGAAAGGAAACCUUAUGGAGAUGCUCAGUUGCGGUCGGCCCCCAAGACUCUCGAACAAAUCAAGAGCUAAUCUCCGAGACGAGUCUCACAUAUUUGUUGACCCGAGUCCUUCCGGGUCCACGGCCUCUCGCUUAUGCGGUAAUCAAAGCAUCGCCGUUCCGAGUGCAUCAACUCUGCGCUUCGACCUUCAGCCGUGGACGGUGCGCUUUAGCUGGGGAUGCAGCACACCUGAACAAUCCAAUGGGAGCUAUGGGUCUUACUACAGGCAUACUUGACUCCGAAGCGCUUGCAGAUACCCUUGAACUCAUCAUCCACGAAGGCAAACCCCUCGCCACUUUGGACACCUACUCUGAUGAGCGGCGCAUGGUUUUCCAGACGUUCGUGGACCCAGUGUCUACGCAAAACAAAUUACGCUGUGCUAGUGACGUUGAGACCGCCCAGGAAGACUGGUACAUACGUCAAAUGGCAAAGGCGACGCCCGAGAUGACGAGGAAGGGAACCAAGCCAUUCUUUGGCGUGUGGCGGACUGACAUGAGACAGUCAACGCUAUCUCCAGAAAAUGCGUGA
This is a messenger RNA of Penicillium canescens, 1278 nucleotides long. Its product is annotated as FAD-dependent oxidoreductase. Gene Ontology annotation, molecular function: FAD binding. The record is from RefSeq and is a predicted model, not a curated record. Lineage: Eukaryota; Fungi; Ascomycota; Eurotiomycetes; Eurotiales; Aspergillaceae. The coding region runs from base 1 to 1278 and encodes 425 amino acids. The transcript has 2 exons.